UCUCCAUUCCUCCCUCUCAGCCAGGCUGGCUGGCUGACUGACUGGCUGACUGCCUGCCUGCUAUCAGGCAAAACACAUUUAUAAUUGAGCGCCAAGAGCGCAAAGCACAAAGAAAAAUAUUGGCAACGCAAGUCGAAAGCGGCCCAAAUCAAAUAAUGUGGCGCAGGCCAAAAACAGUUUGAUGCAAAACGCUCGCUCGCGACGACGCUGACGCUGACGCUGCCUCUGACUCUGAUGAUGGCACAAUAGCACGCAAUCAAAGUAAAUAGAACAAAAGAAAAAGGAAUACCAGUCAGCUGCAGUUCAAAAGAAACGUCAAAUCAACACACACAGUAACAACAAAUUUAACUAAUAUUACGCAUACGUAACGUGCAACAAGCCAAGGCUAUAAAUAAAAUUCAUCAAAACGCCGAAUAAUUCCAUUUCAUUUUUUAAGUGCGCAGCAUAAAAAAGGCAAAAAUAUAAAACGAAAUCUCACUGUGAAGAAAAGUUCAGUUCAAUUUGAAAAAAGAAAAAUAUAUAUAUAUCAAUUUUUGCCAACAACGCAGAAAAGAAAAUGUUUUGUGUUAAAAAAAGAAUGUUGUGUUAACAUAAAUAACCAAAUAUUCAAUUUGAAAUAAAUCCAACAAAAAGUAAAAAUCAGUUUUUAUAUAUACUCUUUGUGAAAUUUAACAACCAAAACGGGAACUCGUCUACGUCAACCCAGCGCUAAGCGAGGCAGCCAGAGAAAAAUGAUCUACAUAGAUGAUUCAGAGCCGGAAGGUGCUUUGGAACCGGCUUUUCCAAUGCGCGAUGUGACCAUAAACCGUAACGUGGAUGCCCAUAAAUUGUACGACGUGCUUGGUGAGGUGGGACGAGGUAAAUUCGGCACUGUGUACAAAUGCAAGGAGAAGACAAGCGGAAUCCAGUUGGCAGCCAAAUUUGUGCCGAUACCGAAGCGUGAGGACAAGCGGAAUGUGGAGAGAGAAGUGGAGAUAAUGAAUUCAUUGCAACAUCAUCUCAUUAUACAAUUGUAUGCUGCAUACGAAUAUCAGAAAAUGAUGUGCGUCGUCCUGGAACUCAUUGAAGGUGGUGAACUAUUCGAUCGUGUGGUGGACGAUGAAUUCGUACUUACAGAACGUGUGUGCCGGGUAUUUAUACGUCAGGUGUGCGAGGCGAUGGCCUUUAUACACGGCAAUGGUAUUAUCCACCUGGAUCUUAAGCCUGAGAACAUUUUGGUUCUGACACAAAAGGGCAAUCGCAUCAAGAUCAUUGACUUUGGACUGGCACGCAAGUUUGAUCCUGAUAAGCGUCUGAGAGUUCUCUUCGGCACACCCGAGUUCGUUGCACCAGAAGUUGUGAACUUUGACUGCAUCUCAUAUGGCACAGAUAUGUGGAGUGUUGGCGUUAUCUGCUAUGUGCUCAUCUCUGGUCUGUCACCAUUCAUGGGCGAGAACGACAUUGAAACAAUGUCAAAUGUAACCAUUGCAAAAUACGAUUUCGAGGAUGAAUGCUUUAAUGGCAUAUCCCCGGAGUGCCUGGAUUUCAUAGCCAAGCUACUGGUAAAGGACUUGAGCACCCGCAUGACAGCCGCCGACUGUGUUAAGCACAAAUGGCUGCAACAACGCCCCGCUGCCACGCCCACGCCCACGACAACAGCGUCAGGCACAACAAUAGCCAAGACAGCCUCGGCUAGUGCGAAGACGCGCCUGGAGUCAGAGUCGCCCACACCGUUGGCCUCCGAGUCUUCAGAGGAUUCAACGGAAACAAUCGAGGAAGCCGAUCUGGAUGACGAUGACGCGGACGCGGACGAAGAUGAGGACGAGGACGCGACUGAACAGGAUGAGGACAGCGAGGAGCUGGCACAGUUAUGCAGCACACACGACCUGGAGAACAAAGAGCUGGAUGCCACCAAGGAUAAUUUAAAGAAUUUCAUAGUGCGCUGGGAGACACAUCCAAACAGUCCGUACGUAUUCGACGUCGAGGGCAAUGUGAUAGCGCCAUUAAACGAGACCAGUUAUCCGCAUCCACGACGACCCCAUGGCACCGACAGCAUCUCCUCAUCCCGAGUUUGUUCGCCCUCGCCCUGUGAAUCGAUAGCCACGCUGAUAGAUGACGAACCAUCCGAUGAACUGCAGGCAGUGAGAGAUGCCGACGAAGAGUCUCGCAGUGCCGAUAGUCCAGCGUCUGCAGCCACGACGCCAAUCAAUGAGUCCCGCGAGAAGCUAUUCCCCAUUGGGUCCGCGAGUGCCGCCAGCACCUCAGGAUGUGCCACGCCCACGCCGCAGCAUCUGUUCAACGAGAACUUUGACGAGUUCUCCGGCAGUGAAUCGAGUGCCCAACAGCAGCGUAGCAUGAAGAGCUAUCUGCACACGUUCGAUCGGCGCAAUUCUGAUACCACUUAUCUCCUAGGACGUCGCAGCUCUGGCGAGCGUGUUAAUCUGGCGGAUGAGAUACGCAAACUCUCCGAUCAUCUGCUAAUGCUGGCCGAGAUCAAUACCAAGCUGGGCGAUAACAAUAGCACAGAACCAAAGGCCACUGAAUCGAGCAGCACAGUGAACAGUGUCAGUCAGGAGGGCAACAAGUGGACAAGCACAACGCGCACCAACAGCACCUCCAGCAGAGCAACGCCUCGAGGCGUCUUGAACAGCGCCAGCAGCAGCAGCAGCAGCCAAAGUCAGACGCACAGCAAGGAUGGGCAAAAGCAGAAGAUUAGCUCGCUUUCCGUGCGCCUGCAGCAGUCCAUUGAGGAGACGCCAAAGCUGAGCAAUGGCAACAGCGAGCAACGCUGGUCACAGAAUUCGCUGCGCAGCAAAUCCGCAGUGAGCACCAUGAGCACGUCCAAUGUGAAGAGCAGCAGCAGCACACAUGUCCAAACCACUGUGUCGAGCAGCUCAAAAAUCAGUUCCAGCAGCAGCAGCACUAUCAACAACAUUAAUAACACCUCCGCCAAUAGCAGCAGCAAUCAUCUUCUUUCAGAGUCGGCGAGCAGUCGUCGUGCCAAGUUCCGCAUCAAUCAGAUGAGCCGGGAUGUGCCCAUUGGCCUGCCGGACACACAUCAGACGGUGAAUCUCGAGGAGGCCGCCAACACUACCAAGGACUGUCUGCUGCACCUGUUGGAGAAAUACAACGAGACGAAAAUCCGCAAUCCUGUGGGUCGUCAUCAGAGCAUCAGUGUCGAUUGGCAUGUCAGCGACAACCUCGAGUACCGAUCGAUGAGCUCCAUUAAUGCCUUCUUCCAGCGUCACAGCAACACCAGCGGCGGCCAGAAUGUGAAGCACAUUCAGGCACAGCUGGAGGAGAAGGCAACGGGGAAGUAAUUGUUGCCUAAUUACUACUCCGAUCAGUUGAUAUACAUAUGUAUAUAAAUUCAAUAUAAUUUAUGUAAUAUAUGAUGAAGCAAUGAAUUCGAUCAAACUAAUUCAAAAACUCAACUAAACGAAUAGUCGAUCGCUGAUAAAUUUUGUAAAUUUCUGUUUGCAAAUCAAUAA
Drosophila sulfurigaster albostrigata is the source of this 3470-nucleotide messenger RNA. RefSeq names its product probable serine/threonine-protein kinase pXi. Gene Ontology annotation, molecular function: ATP binding; protein serine/threonine kinase activity. The transcript is spliced from 9 exons. Lineage: Eukaryota; Metazoa; Arthropoda; Insecta; Diptera; Drosophilidae. Gene Ontology annotation, biological process: intracellular signal transduction; protein phosphorylation; positive regulation of apoptotic process. Gene Ontology annotation, cellular component: nucleus. The record is from RefSeq and is a predicted model, not a curated record. Bases 732 to 3299 code for a protein of 855 amino acids.